UCUGCACCACACCGUGAAAGAAAUUGGGUUAAGUCCUGUUUUGCGGUAGAUAUGGCCGGUAUUGACGUCUUGACCACCAGGUUUUCCUCCUAUGACAAAAUGUACAGUCAAGAUUUACGUGAGCAAAGCUUUGCAGACUGGCCGUUCAGAGAGGAGUGUAACUGCACACCUGAAAAGAUGGCCAAGGCUGGGUUUGUCCACUGCCCCAGUGAGAAUGAGCCUGAUGUUGCUUGCUGUUUCUUCUGUCUGAUCGAGCUUGAGGGCUGGGAGCCCGAUGACGAUCCCUGGUCUGAACACGUGAAACGCUCCCCGAACUGCGGAUUCUUAACCACGAAGAAAGACUUCACGGAGCUGACUGUGGCUGAAUUCUAUCACAUGGAAAAGGAGAGGCUGAAGGUCUAUCUUAGAAAGGUUUGUCAUAAGAAGAUGGCAUAUUUGCGGGAUGACAUAGACCAUACGCUCGAGAGCCUUAAGUCUCGGUUGGACUCUAUAUGAUUUAAAUCAAACUUCCUGUCUAUCUGUUGUGAUUUUAUUGCCACAUUAAUAUAAGUGUGUGGCACAAGCAAGUAGUCUUGACUCAAUAUUGCAGUUAAAAAUAUCAA
Messenger RNA from Epinephelus moara (kelp grouper), 602 nucleotides. RefSeq names its product baculoviral IAP repeat containing 5b (gene birc5b). NCBI's taxonomy places the organism in Eukaryota, Metazoa, Chordata, Actinopteri, Perciformes, Serranidae. The transcript is spliced from 4 exons. Bases 52 to 495 code for a protein of 147 amino acids. The record is from RefSeq and is a predicted model, not a curated record.